Myotis daubentonii (Daubenton's bat) is the source of this 1215-nucleotide messenger RNA. It is a transcript of the gene TSLP, whose product is annotated as thymic stromal lymphopoietin. Gene Ontology annotation, biological process: positive regulation of tyrosine phosphorylation of STAT protein; positive regulation of cytokine-mediated signaling pathway; positive regulation of chemokine production. The annotation marks the transcript as partial. Lineage: Eukaryota; Metazoa; Chordata; Mammalia; Chiroptera; Vespertilionidae. The record is from RefSeq and is a predicted model, not a curated record. Gene Ontology annotation, molecular function: cytokine activity; interleukin-7 receptor binding. Gene Ontology annotation, cellular component: extracellular region. The transcript is spliced from 4 exons.
CCUGAUGCCUUAUUAUUUGUUCUGUCAGUUUUUUUCAGGAAGAUCUUCAUUUUGCAACUGGUAGGGUUGGUGCUAACCAGCAAUUUCACUGAUUGUGACUUUGAGAAGAUUAGAAUGGAUUACCUGAACAUCAUUUCUAAGGACCUGACGUGUACCGACUGCGACGCCACCCUCCGCUGUGAAGAUCAGCCGGAUUGCCUCACUAAAAUCGAGCGCCUUACCUUGCAUCCUACCCCCGGCUGCAAGUCACUCCCCGAAGAAUUAGCCAGCAGAACGGAAGCUACGCUCGAACGCUCUUGCCCAGGCUACUACCGAAAGCAGAAAAAUAAUGCCCAGGCAAUGAAGAAAAGAAAGAAAAGAGAAGACACAAUAAAAGGAUGCCAGAAAAUAGUCUCAAACUUAAUAGGAUUGUGGCGUCGUUUCAUGCGUCUUUAAUGGAAACAAAGUGAACCUUCAUUGAAGUCAUAUUUCACAGCAACAAAAAAAUCAUCCGUAUUAGGUAGAGGGAAUGUUAAUUCUGUGACAUUUAAAAGAUCACUACUAAUUAUUUUUUUAAUUACAGACGGGUUUCUUAACUUAUUUUUGUAAGCUUUUAUUGUUUAAUAUUGGUUUAUAAUGUGGGGGAGAUACUACCCCUCAAAUGUCAGGGAGACUUCAGUAGCAUUGAUGUCUGAGCCACUGGCUUUGUGAUAGUAAUUCUCAGCUGGAACUACAUAGGCCUUACUCAAGAGAAGAAUCUGAAAGUAUAAGAGAAGGAGAACUUUUUCACUUCAAAAAGAAAAAAAGUUGAACUCAAGAGCAAAUGAACCUCUGUUGAAAAGGCAGGCAUUUCUUUCAUACUAAAAAUUUUCAAAAGAAGGAAAUACAUAGACGCAAAACGGUACACACAAAAAGCUGUACAUAUAGUGGAGAAAUUUGAAAGAAUUUCAUAUUAAUAUUGUGAAAAUAGUUUAAGUUAAGUUUUAAAAAUUAUGUAACAGAUAAGAGUGGUAUAUGCAAGCAGAUCUUGAAGAAGUACAUUUAUUAAAGCUAAAAUAAUAUAUAUUUUUAAACUUAUGGAAUACAUUUUUAAUUUAUUGUAUAAGCACUUUUUAUUUUUUUAUUAAAUUUAUUGGGGUGACAUUGGUCAAAAUGAACAGUAAGCACUUUUUUAAAUGUACAUAUUGUUUUGUUAUUGACAUGAUACAUUUCUUAAUAAAAUAAUUCUCAAAUUCA